Molecule: messenger RNA, 3718 nt
Organism: Arachis duranensis
Lineage: Eukaryota; Viridiplantae; Streptophyta; Magnoliopsida; Fabales; Fabaceae
Product: alpha,alpha-trehalose-phosphate synthase [UDP-forming] 1
Exons: 19
Coding region: 604-3387 (927 amino acids)
Biological process (GO): trehalose biosynthetic process
Cellular component (GO): cytosol
Molecular function (GO): alpha,alpha-trehalose-phosphate synthase (UDP-forming) activity
Source: RefSeq, a predicted model, not a curated record
ACAACAGAUUUGGAGAAAAAAGGCAGAGCAAAGCUAUAUGUGUUGGAGUUGGAGACCUUGGGCUUGGGUUGGUUCUGGAAUAUUUUCAACCCUUUGUUUAUGAAUUUUUAUUUUUAAAGUAAAAUGUUUUUCUUUCUGGUUUCAACAAACUCUUGGGUGUCACCUGCAUGGCAGUGAGGCCAUAUGUGCCUUAUGAAGCUUACACGAGGAUUCCACUGCUACCACUUUUUUUUCUUCUCUCACCAUGAUAAUUCCCUGCCAUUCAGAUUCUGUAGAUUUCCCACUCUCUCUUGGUACCCUCUUCGCUUGUAUUUACUCCUCUCACCCUGACCCAGCUGGAGAUUGACGUGUUGAACCACAACUGUCUCUUGCUUUCACUUUCAGCUUCUGCUGAGUUUGAAGGUGUCUUGUGAGCUGGCCUGUGAACUUGUUCCCCUUUGCUCAUAUUCCAUUCAAAUACCAGUCCCAGGGAUGCUGAUAAUUCCAUUCCGAUGUAUAACUUUAUGAAUCUGAUUUUUUCCAACUCAUUGGCAAAUCCUGUUGCCUUUUGUAAUUUUGUAGGGGAGGCAGUUCAACUGCUCGUGACAUUGAUUUUGAACGCCAAUGGUUGGAUUCCAGAGUAGUGAACACAUGCCUGGGAGCAAGUGUAACGGUAAUUCUAAUAAUUUUCCAGGUCGAGUUGAACGACUCGUCAGAGGAAGAGAGCUAAGAAAAAAUAAUAUUUAUAAUGUUAAUGGCGUUGCUGAAUAUUUUGAGCAUGACCUGCGCUUGGGAGAAGAAAAUAAUUACUGUGUUGAACGUUCCCUAGAAGGGGUAGCAGCAUCAAAGUCUCUUUGUGAAAGGGAUGAUGGGAAACCUUUCAGGCAACGGCUUUUGGUUGUUGCCAACAGGCUGCCAGUCUCAGCUGUUAGGAGAGGUGAGGAUUCAUGGUCUUUGGAGAUAAGUGCCGGUGGCCUUGUUAGCGCUCUCUUAGGUGUGAAGGAAUUUGAGGCAAGGUGGAUAGGUUGGGCUGGAGUCAACGUGCCUGAUGAGAUUGGACAGAAGGCACUUACUAAAGCCUUGGCUGAAAAAAGAUGUAUCCCAGUGUUUCUUGAUGAAGAGAUUGUUCAUCAAUAUUAUAAUGGCUAUUGCAAUAACAUCUUGUGGCCCCUUUUUCAUUACCUUGGACUUCCACAAGAAGACCGCCUUGCCACCACGCGUAGUUUCCAGUCUCAGUUUACAGCAUAUCAGAAAGCAAAUCAAAUGUUUGCUGAUGUUGUUAAUGAGCACUAUGAAGAGGGUGAUGUUGUUUGGUGCCAUGACUACCAUCUUAUGUUUCUUCCACAAUGCUUAAAGAAAUAUAAUAGCAACAUGAAAGUUGGCUGGUUUCUACACACCCCGUUUCCAUCUUCUGAAAUUCACAGGACUCUGCCAUCUCGAUCGGAGCUCUUGCAUGCAGUUCUUGCAGCUGACCUAGUUGGCUUUCACACCUAUGAUUAUGCACGGCAUUUCGUUAGUGCAUGUACACGCAUCCUUGGACUUGAGGGCACUCCUGAAGGGGUUGAGUAUCAAGGGAAGCUGACUCGAGUUGCUGCAUUCCCAAUUGGUAUAGACUCUCACCGAUUUAAACGAGCACUUGAACUUCCUGAAGUCCAGAAGCACAUCAAAGACUUAGAAGAAAGAUUUAAACACAGAAAGGUAAUGUUAGGUGUUGAUCGCCUUGAUAUGAUCAAAGGAAUCCCUCAAAAAAUUCUGGCAUUUGAAAAAUUUUUAGAAGAGAAUCCUGACUGGCGAGAAAAAGUUGUUCUGCUUCAAAUUGCUGUCCCAACAAGAACAGAUGUUCCUGAGUAUCAAAAGCUUACAAGCCAGGUUCAUGAAAUUGUUGGUCGCAUCAAUGGAAGAUUCGGAUCAUUGACUGCUGUUCCUAUACAUCACCUGGAUCGAUCUCUUGACUUCUAUGCAUUAUGUGCUUUGUAUGCUGUUACAGAUGUUGCACUUGUCACAUCAUUGAGGGAUGGAAUGAAUCUUGUCAGUUAUGAAUUUGUCGCUUGCCAAGCUAAAAAAAAAGGAGUUCUCAUUCUUAGCGAAUUUGCUGGUGCUGCGCAAUCUCUUGGUGCUGGGGCAAUUCUGGUCAACCCCUGGAACAUCACAGAAGUUGCCGCUGCAAUUGACAAGGCUUUAAAUAUGGAACCAGUGGAAAGAAAGAACAGACACGAACAUAACUUUGAGCAUGUAACACAGCACACUGCUCAGGAAUGGGCAGAAACUUUUGUCAGUGAAUUGAAUGAUACUGUUGUUGAGGCACAGCUAAGGACAAAACAAGCUCCACCCCGACUCCCAACCAAGACUGCAAUCGAACGUUAUCUGCAGUCAAGUAACCGAUUGCUCAUUUUGGGGUUUAAUGGAACUUUAACUGAACCUGUUGAGAAAAGAGGUGACCAGUUUAAAGAAAUGGAGCUCACUGUUCAUCCAGAACUGAAACAACCCUUGAAAGAACUUUGCAGUGACCCAAAGACCACAAUUGUUGUGCUAAGUGGAAGUGGUCGAGCAGUUCUAGAUGAAAACUUCAAAGAGUAUGACUUGUGGCUGGCAGCAGAGAAUGGGAUGUUUCUAAACCCUUCAAAGGGAGAAUGGAUGACAACAAUGCCAGAACAGCUGAAUAUGGAAUGGGUUGACAGUUUGAAGCAUGUUUUUUUGUACUUCAGGGAGAGAACACCGCGGUCGCGUUUCGAAGAAAGGGAAGCUUCACUUGUAUGGAAUUACAAACAUGCAGAUGUUGAGUUUGGAAGAGUUCAAGCAAGGGACAUGCUGCAGCAUCUUUGGACAGGCCCAAUUUCUAAUGCGUCAGUUGAAGUUGUUCAAGGUAGCAGAUCCGUUGAGGUGCGAGCUGCUGGAGUUACAAAGGGAGCAGCUAUUGACCGCAUCCUGGGUGAGAUAGUCCACAGCAAAUCCAUGACAACACCGAUUGAUUAUGUCCUCUGUAUAGGACAUUUUCUUGCAAAGCAGGAUGAAGACAUAUAUGCGUUUUUUGAGCCCGAGCUUCCUUCUUCCGGUGCGGCUCAUUCACGAAGCAAGGUAACAGAUGGAAUCAAGUUUCCAGGUGAGAAGCCAUCUUUGAAGAUCCCUCCUAACAAAAAUGGAACAAAGUCAUCUCAAAAUAAGGCACAACGGCCUGCUCCAAAUUCUGAGAAGAAACCAACCAACCAUGUCUGCCGUGCACCACGCCGGCCGGCUCCUGAAAAGAUCUCUUGGAAUGUGCUUGACCUAAAGAAGGAGAAUUACUUCUCUUGCGCCGUUGGACGAACGCAAACGAAUGCUCGGUAUACACUUGGCUCUUCAGAUGACGUUGUUGCAUUUCUGAAGGAACUAGCUGGUGCUUCUUCAAACUCUCUAUUUCAGAGUACCUGAGUUUAGAUUCUGUGGUUUUUGUACAUGACCUCAGAACUUGGCAUAUCCCUGGAACCUACUUCCUUGUCCCAGGCCCCAAAGAGAGAAAGGAAUGCAAAGGAAAAAGGAAAUUAAAGUCUUUCUUAUGGGAGGACGAAAAGGAACAUUGACAUUCUCAAAUUCAAUAGAUAAAGAAUGUAGGUAUCAUAGUCUCAGAAUUCCUUGUAUAUGUUCUGCUGCCUUCAAUUUAGUCAUGCUCAUUUCUCUAUUGUAGUCUUGUAGCCUUCUCAGAAUCCUUCUCUAACGAGUAGUUUAAUAAGGGUUUACACUCUUAUAUAUCCUAAAUUCCGAA